Drosophila simulans is the source of this 659-nucleotide messenger RNA. RefSeq lists its product as uncharacterized. The transcript has a single exon. The record is from RefSeq and is a predicted model, not a curated record. Bases 293 to 622 code for a protein of 109 amino acids. Lineage: Eukaryota; Metazoa; Arthropoda; Insecta; Diptera; Drosophilidae.
GGCACUUUCUUUGGGUUGUGUUCUAGCAAGGAGGCUAGGAGCAACCAUUGGCCAUCAUCGGGCUAGCUCAGCUGAGAUCAGCUCAGCUGAGAUCGAGACGAGGCCAUGCCCAUGUCCAUAGGAAGAGCCACGAAACCACGCAAAGAAGCACCAGACCAGAGGAGGAAGGAGAAGUCCAGCGGCAGAGCAGCAGCAUGCAUAACCGAUAACCCACUGCGUUUCUCUUUAUUUUAUUCUUUUUUCGCAAUUUUGCCUUUUUAUUUCGCUACAGGUCGUGGAUAGAAAUUGAGGUAUGCAGCGACCGGUUUGGGCUUGCACCAUCAAAGUUUCGGUCGCGGCAAUGUCAGAAGACCCUGCACCUCGUCUUCCCUCCUCGUUCGCCCGAGAACCCCUCUCCCUUUGCCCGGGAAGACUCUUUCACACAUCUAAUGCAAUGUACUACAGUGACUUGUUUUGCCAGCCCAUAAAGCCUAAGGUCAAGCGAGAAAAGAUACGGCGAAGCGCAAAUAAAAUAUCUGCGCAAAUCUUGCGUCAACUACUUAAUGAGCAUGAAGAAUCCGAGGGAGGGAUCAAUUUUGUCAUGGAUAUACAAUAUAAAUUCUUAGACACAUUUGUGCGCUAAUAAUGUAUUCCAUGGAGGCCUUAGCUGCCACUUUGGG